Messenger RNA from Drosophila erecta, 1556 nucleotides. RefSeq lists its product as uncharacterized. The record is from RefSeq and is a predicted model, not a curated record. The transcript has 3 exons. Lineage: Eukaryota; Metazoa; Arthropoda; Insecta; Diptera; Drosophilidae. Bases 138 to 1490 code for a protein of 450 amino acids.
UCGUUUUGCUUAGGUUUGGCUUCAAAAUUAAGUUAUGGACUCGAUUAAACGAACGCCAACGUGAAAUUCGGUUUCAAAAUUCCCCAUCCGUUCUCCUUUUCUUCAUUUUCGCGUUUCAGCUUGGGUUGGCAAUCACCAUGGCCUAUACCAUCAAGUUGGACUGGAUAAGGAGGAUCCUGAACCCCUGUGGCACCCGACAAACUCGUCUAAUGCAUGAUGAUGGUAAGACGCAGAUCUGCAGCCAGAGUCCCUGGAGACGCCUGAUGCGACUGACCAGGAAUAACUCAAGCAGUACUUCUGGUGGUAAUGAGCCCCGCAGGCUGGACACCAAUAAACCGAAGCCCAGUAACAAGCAAAUCUCGUACAGCGAACGGCAAACACCUUUUGGGAACAACACAUACAAAAAUGCUAACCUGGUUAGAAUGCAUCCUUUAGUCAGAGACGAGGACAAAAGGACAACGAAGCAUAAGCGACGCCUUCCCACAGAGAAAUCAGCAACAAUGAGGUUACAUAAUGCGCAGAGAAGAGCGGAGCAACUGGCCAGGACCCUGCGAUCCAAGGAUCCAAGUGGCUCUCCCUCACCGAACUCCACCAUACCGCUCAAGAUUCUUGAAAUGACCCAAAGGACUCAUACGAUCUCCUCACAGUUGGUAAUUGAUGCGAUGAGGACCAGGAAUAUGGAGAGGAUGGUGCGCAAGUCGGAGGCCAGGAUGUUGAACGAGCGGGUGAAGAAGCUCUUCGAGAAGCAGAAGGAAGCAAAGGCGGAAGGCAAGGAGCGGCAGCCGGAAGGUGACUUCACUGUUCCCGAAUCAAAGAUCAUGGUGCCGGAGCAGCGGCAACUGGAGGUCAAGGCGGUGGUGCAAUUGCUGAAGAAGGCCAUCACCCUGGUCCAUUUCAGCCACGAGGAGCAGGCCAAUGUGAAGGAUGUGAGGAUCUCCAGGAUGCAGACCAAACUGGACAUAGAUGGCCUGCAUCCUUGCUGCAGCUCCAUUGAUUCCCUUGCCAUCAGUGGCAAGCCGCAGUCCUCCCAAGCCUACCACAUGCGCAUUCGCUGCCCCAAGAUUCCGGUCCCCAGGAAAUCGGAAGUCGAAAACAAAUCCAACUCUCGGGCAAUAGCCGCCAGUCUCAUCAAGGAGGAGCAGAGGCGCCUGGAUCGUUUGAGGGCGGAAAAGGUGCAGUUAGUCUGCUCCAAGAACAACACAAAUUUCGGUUUUAUUAACAGGAAUGCAGGGUAUCACAGGCACAGGCAAGCAAAGUCCACCGAUUCUGACGAUUCCUCCAAGCCUACAGAUUUGGACAUGAACUCCCUGAUUAUUGAUCCCAAAUCGUUUCUCACAAAGGUGCUCGAUAAGAAGGAAAUUGUGUCGCUUGAUCAGGUUAAUAACUUCGCACUGGACACCAUGGAAAAUCCAGAUGUCUUCUCAAAGCCACUGACCAAAAAACCAGAGCCUAAGUCCAAGAAAGCACCUGCUAAACUUUUGCCGCAAUGAAAUCGCAACCAAUAAAGAACUUGUUGAGAAAUGUAAUAAAAUCGAUCGAAAAUGGCCGUGACUGGA